Capronia coronata CBS 617.96 is the source of this 414-nucleotide messenger RNA. RefSeq names its product 30S ribosomal protein S16. Gene Ontology annotation, cellular component: ribosome; mitochondrial small ribosomal subunit. Gene Ontology annotation, molecular function: structural constituent of ribosome. The coding region runs from base 1 to 414 and encodes 137 amino acids. Gene Ontology annotation, biological process: mitochondrial translation. NCBI's taxonomy places the organism in Eukaryota, Fungi, Ascomycota, Eurotiomycetes, Chaetothyriales, Herpotrichiellaceae. The record is from RefSeq and is a predicted model, not a curated record. The transcript has 2 exons.
AUGGUCCUCCGCAUCCGUCUCGCUCGAUUCGGCACCGCGCGCAAGCCAGUAUACAACAUCAUUCUCGCGCAAGCCAAAUCCGCGCGGGGCAAAAAACCCAUCGAAGUCCUAGGCACAUACAACCCGAUCCCGCAAGAGCCGCUCGCGACGCCCGACACGCCGGAGUUCCUGCCCACCGGCGAGCGAUUCACGUCCAAAAAAAUCAAGGAUGUCCAGCUCGACAUGGUGCGCACGAAAUAUUGGCUGGGUGUCGGGGCGCAGCCGACUGAGCCGGUGGAGAAAUUGUUUAGUUUGAUCGGAUUGAUUGAACCGAAACCCUCGUCGAAAGCGCAACAACCGUUCCGGUCUACUUCCUCGUCCUCAUCUACAUCUACACCAACGCCAACGCCAACGCCAGAAGUGGCCACGAGUUGA